AAAACAGGAAAGCCUCAGCCGCACGGGUCUCUUACUCCUACGUGCAAGGUGGGCAAAUGCUGGAUGAGGACGUGAUGGUGGACACGAAGACACACGCACACCGCUGGAGGAGAUGGCUUCCAAACAGCCCGCGGAACAUGGACAGUAACAGGGCCAGUCCGGAGCAGGAGCAGGAACGCGAGGAGGAGGAGGAGGCGGUGGCGGCGCAGGAGGAGGCGGAAGCCGAGCGCUUCCCGGGCCUGAUUUCAGCCGAGGACGCCGACAACAGCUCACAAAUUGAGGAAGACACGGACCACAACUACUACACAUCCAAAAUAUAUAGCCCGACGGAUCCGACAAGCAAGGGCUUGUGGGUAAACAUCGAGCAGAUGGACAAGGAGAAAGUGAAGAUUCACGGGAUUCUGUCCAACACGCACAGACAAGCAGCGAGAGUCAACCUGUCCUUUGAUUUUCCUUUCUAUGGACAUUUUCUGCGUGAGAUCACCGUGGCAACUGGAGGGUUCAUCUACACAGGCGACGUGGUGCACAGGAUGCUAACUGCCACGCAGUACAUAGCCCCCCUUAUGGCCAACUUCGACCCCAGCGUGUCAAGAAACUCCACCGUCAUCUACUUUGACAACGGUACCGCUCUGGUGGUGCAGUGGGACCACGUCCACUUACAAGACAACUACAACCUGGGCAGCUUCACGUUCCAGGCCACGUUGCACGAUACUGGUCGCAUCAUCUUUGCUUACAAAGAGAUCCCCGUCGAACUGUCGCAGAUCAGCCCGGUUAACCACCCGGUGAAGGUGGGCCUGUCGGACGCUUUUGUGGUGGUCCACAAAAUCCAGCAGAUACCGAACGUGAGGCGGCGAACCAUCUACGAGUACCACCGUGUGGAGCUGACCAAGACGAGACUCACCAACUCCUCUGCCGUGGAAUUUACACCAUUGCCCACUUGUCUCCAGUUCACCAGCUGUCGAACGUGCAUCUCCUCCCAGGUUAACUUCAACUGCAGCUGGUGCCAUCGCCUCAACAGAUGCUCCAGUGGAUUUGACCGCCAUCGGCAGGACUGGGUGGACAACAGCUGUCCAGAUGAGACAAAGGACAAGCUGUGUGACAUCAUUGACACCACCUACCUCUACCCCUUUAUCACAUCUGUUGGCGCCAAGACCACCGCCAGAAGCAAAGACUCCCCACUGUCCACCUCGCAGCCCCCAACCAGCGCCCCAACUGAAGAUGAUACCAAGAUUGCGCUGCAUCUCAGAGAAAAUCAAGGUGUGUGCUUCAUGUUGUCACCGCAAUGUUUUUUUGUGUUUGUUUUUUUAACCCUAAUCAGCAAUUUGUAUUUAUUUUUGGAUAUUAUCACUCAAUACUUAACACCGGCGCCCGCCAGCCUCUUCCUGAUCGAGAGACGGCCGAGCAGGUGGCCGGCUAUGAAGUUCCGCCGCGGCUCGGGCCACCCGUCCUACGCCGAGGUGGAGCCGGCGGGCCACGAGAAGGAGGGCUUCAUCGUGUCCGAACAAUGCUGAGGGAGGGCCAAGUUCCUCGCCGGCCAGGGAGGUCGUCACCUGGAUCAUCUUUGAUCUGGAGAACAGACUCGUUACGCCGAGCAACUGAGGAGGUGGACGCCACGGCGGGACAACAUGGCUGCCUUGAUUGCAUCCUGUAUGGCAUCAGGAGAGAAUGACAUCUUAUAUUCCCCUUUUUU
This is a messenger RNA of Hippocampus comes (tiger tail seahorse), 1690 nucleotides long. Its product is annotated as plexin domain-containing protein 2-like. The transcript has 14 exons. The record is from RefSeq and is a predicted model, not a curated record. Bases 57 to 1511 code for a protein of 484 amino acids. NCBI's taxonomy places the organism in Eukaryota, Metazoa, Chordata, Actinopteri, Syngnathiformes, Syngnathidae.